AACAUGCCUACAGAAACACUACAGACAGGUAGCAUGGUCAAACCUGUCAGUCCUGCCAUCACUUUCACUUCAGCUGUUCCUCUCCGCAUUUUAAACAAAGGACCUGAUUAUUUUCGCAGGCAAACGGAGCCUAAUCCAAAAAGACUUAGCGCCGUGGAGAGGCUGGAAGCUGACAAGGCAAAAUAUGUGAAAAGCCAAGAAGUCAUCAACGCCAAACAAGAACCCGUGAAGCCAGCAGUGCUUCCAAAGCCGCCAGUGUGCCCUGCAGCUAAGCGAGCCUUGGGCAGCCCUACCUUGAAAGUAUUUAGCAACAAUGCAAAGACUGAGAGUGGUGUCCAGAGAGAGAACCUGAAGUUGGAAAUUUUGAAGAAUAUUAUAAACAGUUCAGAGGGCUCCAGUUCAGGUUCAGGUCACAAACACAGUUCGCGAAAUUGGCCUCCCCACAAAUCUGAUACAGGAGACUUAAAUCGUCACUCAUUUGCAGAAUCCCUAAAGGUUUAUCCCACCCAAAGUUCUAACAGUCCUCAAGAAAGCAGCUCCAGUGUGAGUAGAAGGCUACUGGAACAAUCGGCAGAAUCUUUCUUGCAUGUUUCACAUAGUUCCUCAGACAUUAGGAAAGUAUCCAGUGGUAAACCUUUAAAAGCAAUACCCUGCAGUAGUUCAGCUCCACCUCUGCCUCCAAAACCCAAAAUUGCAACCAUCACUACGUUGAAAUCACCAGAGAUGGACUCAGUGGAAUCCACUUGUGGAGUAAGCAGACGACCUUCCCUUCAACGAUCGAAGUCGGACUUAAGUGAUAGAUACUUUAGAGUUGAUGCAGACGUUGAAAGGUUCUUUAACUACUGUGGACUUGAUCCUGAAGAGCUUGAAAAUCUUGGAAUGGAAAAUUUUGCAAGGGCUAACUCUGACAUUAUCUCUCUCAACUUUCGCAGUGCAAGUAUGAUCAGUUCAGACUGUGAACAGUCUCAGGACAGCAACAGUGACCUUAGGAAUGACGACAGUGCCAAUGACCGUGUGCCAUAUGGUAUUUCUGCAAUAGAAAGAAAUGCCAGAAUCAUCAAGUGGUUAUACAGCAUCAAACAAGCUAGGGAGUCACAGAAAGUGUCCCAUGUGUGAGUGGGUGUUGGAGAGGGGA
Molecule: messenger RNA, 1135 nt
Organism: Protobothrops mucrosquamatus (brown spotted pit viper)
Lineage: Eukaryota; Metazoa; Chordata; Lepidosauria; Squamata; Viperidae
Gene: FAM110B
Product: family with sequence similarity 110 member B
Exons: 1
Coding region: 4-1116 (370 amino acids)
Source: RefSeq, a predicted model, not a curated record